UCUGCUUAAAAAUUUGCAAACAAAAUAAGCUGAAGGUGCGCAAGUUUUCAUGCGCAAUGAAAACUUCCUCAUUUUAAGCUGGUCGAUUACGGUGUUCCAUUUAGUUUUUCAGCUGAUCACGCUUUCAUUGGGCGCUCCGCAGACGACGCGUGUGUCAUGAGCGAAUCUCUUGCAGCGUAGUAAAAUCGAGUGCUUGUGUCGUGUAGCUAGCUAGUGGCAGUGAAAAUGUUUUCAGGACUUACAAAUCAGGUGAGUUCGUGGAUGGGAGCAGCUAAGGGCGACCCUCAAGAUGAAGAGGUUCCCACCCCAACGAAAGAAGCGACAGGAGAGGCUGCAGCAGAGAUGGACAAACAAAGCCCUACAAAGGGUGGAAGCAAAUUGGACCUCAUCACAAAUGUAAAGUCACAGAUGACAGGCUGGCUUGGCUCUGGAAUCCCUGGAAUUCCUGGUUUAAAAAAGAAUGAAGCACCCUCUGCUGAUGCUCCAGAAGUAGCUCCAGUAGAACCUGCUGAAGUGGCAGAAGUCAAGCCUGAGGGGAAAGAGGAUGAUGACAAUUCUAGGUACAUUAGUGCUACCGGUGGUGCGGAUAGUAGACCAGGGUCUACUGGUGGAACACCCACUGAAGAACAACCAGCCGGUGUCGGGAAUGUUUCAGGUCCGCACAGUAGAAAGCUCACAGUUGACGCGAUCGAAGUACCAAAUAUGCAGGAAUUAACUACGAAGGCGGUUGCUGGUGCGAAGUCCCUUGGGAAUUUCCUCUAUUCGGCCGUGAACAAGGCAGGCGCUAAAGUCAGCGAGGCGAGUGCCAAAAUAAAGAAGACUGUUGAAGAAAACAGCAUUCUUGGCGAGUUCAACCGCGAGCAGGACGCGUUUAUCAAAGGCCAAGAGAAGGGUGGAGGUGCUGCUACUGCGCCCUGGGUCGGCGCUCCCAAUGAGGCUUCACUGAAAGAAGAGUGUGUGUCUCUUUCAACUGACCGACGGAACUUCGUGCGAGCACCACCGGCUGGUGUGGAGUUUGACUUUGACUAUGACAAAAUGUACCCAGUGGCCGUAGCUAUUAUGGCGGAGGAUCCCAACCUUGAGAAAAUGCGUUUCGACCUUGUACCUAAAGUUAUAACAGAGGAGAACUUCUGGCGGAACUAUUUCUACCGCGUGUCCCUCAUCUGUCAGGCAAACGAGGCUGACGCUGUCGCCCGCCAGUCUAGCGCUGACGACUCGCAGGACAGUAAAUCGGCAAGCGAGGAUCUAAUUGAGAAAGAGAGUCAAUCGAUUGAUGACGUCAAGAAAAGAAUUAAAUCUUUGAAAGUCGAUAGAGAUGACGCUUAAGCGACGGACAUCGGUUUGUUAAAAUACCAUGGUAGCCCUACUUUCCCAUGGCCCAUACCCCGGCCGAUACAAUACUUUAUUCAUAAGAGUUCAUGUAGUUAUGUUUGUAGCAUCGCGGUGUAUGGAGUAUACUUCCCUUCUGUGUUUUCAUAUUAAUGUGAUAAUGCCGAAUCUGUGUAACAUAAAUAUUAUACAUAUAAAUAAAAAAAUAUACUCUGCUUAAAUUUAAAAAUUCAUAUAUAAUUUUUUUUAAAUAUUUGAUAGACAAAAUCUUACAGCUUGUGUAUCACGAAACAGCUGUCUAGUCACCCUGAGGGAACCGUAGGGCUUGGCCAUUCCAUAUUUUCCUUUAACUAUGCCCGUUAGGUUAGACGAAGCUAGUUUGACGAUAUCUGCUCAAUGCUCUAUUAUUUUUGGCUUUAUCACAUUAACGCUGUUGGAUCUCAUUGUUUUAACGUUAUUUGUAUUAAAAUUAUAUCGCUGUUCUAUAAUUUAACGAAUUCAAAGUAUAUCAUGUCUCAUACUUGUUGACGUAUCGUGUGUUGAUGUUAAUAUAUGACAAUAUAGCUUUUCUCCUUAUAUGAAUGUAUAUAUGUAUUCAUAUAAAGUCACUGUUUCAAAUUUUAGCUUUCAUCACCGGCUUGAGACAUACUGAAGUUGAAUCUUAAUAGUUAACUUAGUAGUCUGUCUCUAUUGAGGUAUUUAGAGGCAGUAAAUAUGAUGGAACUUGUAAACUGAAUGUUAUAUAUGUGUAUAAGUAUAGUGACGUCACUUAUUGUAUUCCGGUUUUAACAUUGCUACCGUCGCUCGGCGCCUGGUCCCGCAUUUAUUUACACGCUUCGAGUCUCAAAGUUGGUUCGUAGCAAUGUUGAAACUGAAUGUUGUCAGAUUUAUAUUCUAUUAAGGGUUUUCAAACUUGUCAAAUCAUAACUUGGAGCUAGUGGUUCAUAUAUAGCCGCGACAUAUCACUUAUGUGUGACAGUCAAUUAAAUUCACACUAACUGCCGUUUCUUAGGACUUUGAGCUGGCAACAUUGACCCUCUGUUAGCGAGACCCCGUACUUAAUGUUUCGUAGAGUAGUCGAUGUGGGGACAGGUGAUAACGUCAGGCCUAGAUUCUUUUCUGUCGCUACUAAUUUUUGUAUAUGUUUUAAUUGACAAGUCAUACUUUAGCUAAUAUUUCGUCCUUUAUCAGUAUUAUUAAACUAUGUUAUAAGUUCGUUCUGUUGUCUAUAGCGACAGUAUAGAUGUUACACUUUCUAUUGUCAAUACUUGAAAAAUGUUUAGUGAAAUAUAAUAUUAUAGUUAACGGCAUUUAUAGUUAGUUAUUAUGAAUUGAAAUAAUUAUAUUAUUCUAAAAUAA
This is a messenger RNA of Pieris rapae (cabbage white), 2688 nucleotides long. RefSeq names its product synapse-associated protein of 47 kDa (gene Sap47). Gene Ontology annotation, cellular component: cytoplasm; synapse. The record is from RefSeq and is a predicted model, not a curated record. Bases 226 to 1326 code for a protein of 366 amino acids. The transcript has 10 exons. Lineage: Eukaryota; Metazoa; Arthropoda; Insecta; Lepidoptera; Pieridae.